This is a messenger RNA of Portunus trituberculatus (swimming crab), 3134 nucleotides long. Its product is annotated as solute carrier family 22 member 20-like. The record is from RefSeq and is a predicted model, not a curated record. Gene Ontology annotation, cellular component: membrane. Gene Ontology annotation, molecular function: transmembrane transporter activity. The transcript has 13 exons. Bases 453 to 1889 code for a protein of 478 amino acids. NCBI's taxonomy places the organism in Eukaryota, Metazoa, Arthropoda, Malacostraca, Decapoda, Portunidae. Gene Ontology annotation, biological process: transmembrane transport.
GGCGGGAGUAUGGCCGGCAGGGGGAGCCUGUGAUGGAGCAACAUGCGCAGUGCGCAGCGGGACUUGAGAAGUGUAGGACGUCUCCCAGGCUGGCAAGAAGCCCUUCACGUCACAGACGCACACCAUUCCGGCCGCACUGCCAUCUCCCAGCCACGAUAACAACCUCCUCUCCUCGUCUCGCUCAUCACCAUGGGUUCCACCGAGCGCCGCCUUUCCUCCAUCACCAUUAGUGCCGAGAGUGACGACGAUAGUUUUGACGAACUGCUCUCCUCCAUCGGGUUUGGCCCGUGGCAGGGAAUCAGCGUGUUGGUAGUGCUCAUCAGCUGAUUGAGAUUUCUGAGUUUGACGAACACAACCAGACCGAUUACUUCGACGAGCGGUGCCUGCCUCCCUCAGAGCAAGAUGAAAACUACACGUGGCUGCAGCAGCCCAAUAACUCCAUCAUCACCGGCAUGAAGUCAUGUCCCAGCAUUGAAUAUGACCAUUCCCUUUUCUCCUCUUCUAUUGUGUCUGAUUUUCACCUGGUGUGUGAAGAGUUCCACAUGCAGGCGUUCUACCAGAUAGCGUACACAUUCGGGGGAGCCCUGGGCAGCGCCAUCGGAGGCUCCAUAGGAGACAGGUUUGGACGGUUGCGGGCGGUUCAGUUGGGCGCAGUGCUGUACCUAGGAGGGACUCUGGCAAUGGCCUUCGUGCCGCUCUACGAGGUGGUGUUACUGAUGCGUGUCAUACUGGGCUUCGCCAACACAAGCAUGCUUGUGACGGGCUGGAACAUGGUCAUAGAAGGAUCCCCGCCAACAGCCAGAACCCUAGCGGGCAUGUUGAUGGGGCUGCCCUUCUCCCUCUUCAUGAUGCUCUUAGCAGGUGUUGGCUACUUCGUCAGAACAUGGCAAAACCUUCUUCUAGCGUGUACCUCCCCCGUGCUCCUUCUCAUCCCACUCUCUUUCAUUGCGGACGAGUCACCGCGGUGGCUGCUACAACAAAACCGAAGCAAGGAAGCUUACACCAUACUACAGAGAGCCGUCAGACUAAACAAAGCAAAGAUUAAUGGUGAUCUAUCCACAAUUGUGGAAAAGAUUGCACUGGGGAGCAAAGAGAAAUGUUCAGAGAAUUCGGAAAUGCCCGCUUCUAUGUACGCUAAGUGCAUGAGCGGCCUUCAUGAAAUGAUGGAGUACUUCCGAAGUCCAGGCAUGAGAGUCAUUCUCAUCGUCUCGCCGAUCAUCUGGUUCUUCCAGAGUUUUGUUUACCUUGGUCUGGCCAUCAACGCCAACAACUUCUCCAGCAACGACCCUUUCCUGUAUGUGGCAAUGACAGGAGUGAUGGACUGUGGUUCGAUUAUACUCUCCACACCUGCUACUGCUUUCCUGGGACGCCGUGUUAUGAUCGCCACGGAACUCUUUGUUGGAGGCGCCCUGCUUCUGCUGGAGCUCGUCGUUCCUAAUGAAUACUCGUGGGUCAAGUGGGUGCUGGUCAUGGUCGGCUUCCUGCUGGUGGCCGGCGCCUUCCAGGUCAACUUUGUGUAUGCGCCCGAGCUUUUCCCGACCCUGGCUCGCACGAGGGGCUUUGCUUUCGUCAACCUUGCGGGGAACGUUGGGUUCAUGUGCGCCCCGCUCAUCACCACCAACCUGGCAAAAGUAAAUAGCUGGGCCCCUGGAGUCGUAUUCGGCUGCUCUGGUAUAUUUAUCAGCCUCCUAAUGCCGUUGCUCCCGGAGACCAGAAAGAAACCGCUGCCCGAGAACCUCCAAGACGUGGACAAUCGAUGGAGGGAGGGCAAGUUCAAGAAUAAAUCUAAAGCUGCCGGCGUAGAGAAUCUGGCAUACACACAUGAUGGCGGGCGGGACUUGUGUUCAGUGAAGAAUGGCACAGUUUCUAGUAGCGCGAAAGCGGAAUAGAUGCAGUUGUUGAUUUCAAAGAUCUCAUUAUCUCAACAAGAUCAUCCACCUUAUUUCUUCAUUUUCUUGUAAAACGAACGCCCACUGUUUGACGCUCAUAUAUUCUACAUUUUCCUUUCCUAUGCUUCAUUUUUACUUCAUUAUAAUUCAUCACUAUUACUGAACUCAUCUUUGUCUGCACUGUCAUGUGAGGUCAUUUAGGUAUACAUACUGUACCAGUCACGCAGUGCCGCACAAAGUUAACUUGUCUAUAGUCUCAGACAAAUUCAUUAUUUUCACUACAAUAAAGGAUUCUACACAGUUUUCGACAACAAAAUGAAAAAUAAACAGAUGGGUGGGUGGUGGAGCUAUUGUGUUCAGCAAAUAAUAUAUCCCAUCAAAGCAUUCAGCACACUCCGCUCACUACCGAGAAGGCCCGGGCUCGAGUCUCGGGCGCGGCAAGGCAAAUGGGAGAGCCUCAUAAUGUGUAGCCCCUGUUCACCUAGCAGCAAUUAGGUACGGGAUGUAACUCGAGGGGUUGUGGCCGCGCUGUCCCGGUGUGUGCUGUAUGUUGUGUGGUGGGGCCCGCCGUGGUACAGUGGAACCAUGCGUGCUUUGGGCUCCGCGAGGUCUCCAAGCGCACAUGUUCGAAUCCUGUCCACGGUCCGAGUGUAGGUUGGGCUUUCUCACUCGGGGCAACGGUUUCGUAGUGGAUGGGCUUUGAGACAGGAGGUACCCCCAAAAAGUAUCCCCCUUUUUUAGUAGUCUCAGUCCAAACCGAAGAUCCGGUUUAUGAGCUCUUAGCUCGUUCCGUAAUGUGGAGAGCUGUCUGGUUGACCACCAGGCUACCGGUGAAUUAUGAAUUUGAGUACAUUUUAUUAAUCAAAACCGAAGCACUUUGAAACGAAUUUUGCCUAACAAUCUCUCAAGUCCAGUUUACCUACAAAUACUGAUCUGUCUGUCAGUCAUAAAUGCAUACACAUAAGAAGCCUCAGUACUCCUCGUCAGGCAUAUCGUCUCACCUUGUCUUCAUCCACUGCAAUGGCAAUCUCUUCUAACUCGGCUCCAUCAGUAGAGGUGAGACUUCUAUUGAUAAGAAAGAGAUGACGAAACAACUUGUGUUAGCACACAAGAUGCAACCGUCCCGUGAUGGAAUAGAAAUGAGCGCGGCGGACAGUCUGUGCAUGGGUGUGUUGCGACGCUCGCUCAUCUGAAGAGGUGUUGCAUUUCUGUUAUGAAUAUGAUUAAAGUUUAACACCAAAAGAA